AUGUCAUUCGAAGAGAAGUUUCAGGCUGGCGAGGCCUACGGCGAUCCCCAUAAAGAAUCAUCUCAUCUUAUGGCGGAUGCUGCCGACGUUGCCGAAUAUAUCUGGAAUCAUGGUGCUGGCGUUCAGAAGCUGACGUCUAGAAUGGAAAUUAUGGAACUCAUCAGAGAACUCUUACACAAGGGAGAACCUAUAGACGACAAGAAGGGCACCACCGAGCUCUUGAUCAGCAUACUCACCAGCCUACCUUCCACAUCAAAACUCCGUACUCAACUCACCAGCAAGUUUAUCGACAGGCUGUGGAGUAAUCUCCAGCAUCCUCCACUGAGCUACGUCGGGGGUGACGUCGAGUAUGAGGUCGUCAACCCCCGCGAGCCAGCCGACAAACACAGUACUGAGUCCUGUGAGACGAUUGAGUUCAAGGCCCCUGAUAGCGACAUAGUGCUACGGGAACGCAUCCCGAAACCCCCCGACGGCACCUACCAAUACCGCCUACCCGAUGGCAGCUUUAACAGUGUCCUUCAGCCUAACUUGGGCAAGGCUGGUACGCCGUAUGCCAAGUCUGUCCGGCCGCUAAAGCGGCUGCAGGGUGUAAAGCCCGAUGCGGGUCUGCUCUUUGAUCUUUUGAUGGCUCGCGAUGAUGACAACUUUGUCGAGAACCCUGCCGGCAUUUCCUCCAUGCUCUUCUAUCACGCAUCCAUCAUCAUCCACGACAUCUUUCGCACCAACCGCACGGACAUGAACGUGUCUGACACGUCGUCAUACCUUGAUCUGGCGCCCCUGUACGGCUCGUCACUGAAGGAUCAGUUGGAAAUCCGUACCAUGAAGGAGGGCAAGCUCAAGCCCGACACCUUUCACGAGAAACGGCUGUUAGGGCAGCCCGCUGGUGUCAAUGUCAUGUUGGUACUCUACAGUCGCUUCCACAACUACGUCGCCGACAUCUUGCUUAAAAUCAACGAGAACGGACGCUUUACACUGGCAUGCCCGCCGAAUGCUAGCCCCGAGGACAAGGCUCGGGCUGUUGCCAAACAAGACCACGACAUCUUCAACACUGCUCGUUUGAUCGUUGGCGGGCUGUACGUCAACAUAUCCCUACAUGACUACUUGCGAGCCAUCACCAACACCCACCACUCAAGUAGUGAUUGGACGCUAGACCCUAGGAUCGAGAUAGGUAAUCAAUAUGAUGGCGAGGGUGUGCCUCGCGGUGUUGGCAAUCAGGUCAGCGUCGAGUUCAACCUGAUAUACCGAUUCCACUCCUGCAUCUCCAAAAAGGACGAGCGUUGGAUUAAUGAUUUCCUUGUUAAGCUCUUUCCAGGUCGCAAACCAGACGACUUGAGUCAUGUGAGCCAUGUUGAGCUCGGUCAGGCCUUGGUAGCGUUUGAACAGAAUAUUCCCAAGGAUCCUAGUGUUCGGACAUUUGACGGGCUAGAGCGCCAGGCCGACGGAACGUUCAGAGACGAGGACCUCGUCCGCAUUCUCAAAGAGGCCAUGGAGGACCCGGCUGGCGCAUUUGGCGCCCGUAUGGUUCCUAAGGCACUAAAAGUGGUCGAGGUCCUGGGUAUCAAUCAGGCUCGCAAAUGGCAGGUCGCGUCCUUGAACGAGUUUCGCGACUUCUUUGGACUAAAGCGAUAUGACAAGUUCAGCGAGAUCAACUCAAACGAGGAGAUUGCCACGAUUCUGGAGAAACUGUAUGCGGAUCCUGACAUGGUAGAACUCUAUCCAGGCCUCAUGAUUGAGGACAUUAAGCCCGUCCGCAACCCUGGUUGCGGCAUCUGCCCGACUUACUCGGUUGGUCGGGCAAUCCUGUCUGACGCCAUCACACUGGUACGGUCAGACAGAUUCAACACAAUCGACUACACGGUGGCCAACCUCACAAGCUGGGGUUACAAUGAAGUACAGCAGGACAGCAAGACUCUUGGGGGAUCCAUGUUGUAUAAGCUCAUACAGCGAGGUGUUCCCGGCUGGUUCCCGUUCAACUCGGUAGCCGUCAUGCAACCCAUGUAUACAAAGAAGGCAAACGCAACGAUUGCCCAAGAGCUUGGAACGCUGCACCAGUAUACUCUGGACGACCCAAAACCGCCAGAAACGGCUGUCGUGAUAUCCACACACGCCUCCAUUAGGCGAGUCCUUGACAGCCCCAAACAGUUUGCAGCACCUUGGCUCAAAGCUUUCAGCUUCUUGCUUCCGGGAAAGAAGGAUUGGAGUUGGUUCAUGUUGACUGGCGACGAAGCCCACAGCUCUGGGCAUGAGACUAGUUUCGACAAGGCAAUUGGCAGUAUCCCAGACGUGUAUCAUGCCAUGGGCGAGCUAAUUGGUGGCGUCGGUGCACAGAUGAUGCAAAGGGAGACCUUUAGGAUGAGGGAAGGGCUUCAUCAGCUUGACCUGAUGCGCGAUAUAGCCAUUCCACUGUUGACUCGGGUACUCGCUGACCUCUUCUACCUUGACUUGCGCUCUGACGAGAACCCGAACGGUACACUCGGCACAGCCGAGCUCUAUCGACACCUGGUCAACGUCCGUGUCUGGGCAGAUAACAGCGACUCGGGCGAGGCCUGGAACCGUCGUCGUGAUGCCCAAGAGAGUUUGAAGGUCAUUAUCGAAUCAAGUCGUAAGCUAGUCGACGAAGUCGCUCGUGGGGUGGGGUUCGGCUUGGGCGUCGUCUCUGCCUUGACGAGUAAAUUCACCCGCAAGGCCUACGUCAAGGACGGUUCUUUGAGGUCGUGUGGGCUGAAGCUCGUCGAGGAGCUUCUCUCCCAGGGCAAUUCGGCCGAGAGAGUUGUCGACAGUCUAUGGCUGACGGCCGUUGGCUGCGUUGGGCAUCCAGUCAAUGCGUUUUCCGAAGUCAUGGGAUUCUUUCUGCUCCCCGAGAACGCAUCCCUGUGGGCUGACGUGCAGGACUAUGCUCAAAAAGCUGAUGAUGGCUCCCUCCGUGGCUACGUGGUCGAGGCUCAACGUCUCACAAGCUCACGACGCAGCCAUCACAUGGCAACGCAGCCGUGUGAGCUGGAGGGCAAGUCGAUUCAACCUGGAAAUAUAGUCAUAAGUAUGCUUGGGAAGGCUGGGCGUGACCCAUCAGAAAUUUCGAAGCCCGACGUGUUUGAUGCAAAGCGUCAGGUAGAUGCUCUCAGAUGUUCCGACUACGGCAGCGACGCGGGUUUCGGUGAGGAGGUUGCACUUGGCUUCGUUGUCGGACUGGUGAAGCUUUCAGCGGGCCUCAAGCAGCUCCGUCCGGCGCCGGGAGCGAUGGGCCAAGUCAAGACGAUCCGCGUGGGCAGUGACAAGCUCUAUCUCAACGAUAGCUGGUCGUACCUGAGUCCGUAUGCCAACACCUGGAAAGUCCAUUUCAGCGGGCACGGAAAGGGCAACUUUGAGGGCGACAGGGGGCCGACAAAGGCGGUGGAUAUGCAACAAUACUACUAUCUCAUCAAGAAGUAUAAAAGCAAGCUGAGGAGAGCCAUGUGA
Molecule: messenger RNA, 3456 nt
Organism: Metarhizium album ARSEF 1941
Lineage: Eukaryota; Fungi; Ascomycota; Sordariomycetes; Hypocreales; Clavicipitaceae
Product: heme peroxidase
Exons: 5
Coding region: 1-3456 (1151 amino acids)
Biological process (GO): response to oxidative stress
Molecular function (GO): iron ion binding; oxidoreductase activity, acting on paired donors, with incorporation or reduction of molecular oxygen; heme binding
Source: RefSeq, a predicted model, not a curated record